AUGGGUAUGCUGAAAAAAAGAAACAAAGGACCGAGAAAAAUACCUACUCCUACCGGCCCUUACAGCGUUGGAUGUACUGAUGUAAUGACGAACUAUUCACCAAAUGGAGUUUUUAUUAGGUUGUUUUACCCAGUUAAAAAAAUUAAAAUAAAUUCUAGGUCACCUGACUGGCUACCUCACGAAAGUUACUUAGAAGGUUGUGCCAUGUUUUUCAAGAUGUGGCCACCUCUAUUCUGCAAAUACUUUCCAAAAUUUGUAGGUGACAUCUCGAUCCCAGCCAUGUGGGACGCUCCCCCUCUUCGUAUACCAGGACAGAGGUUCCCAGUUCUAGUUUUCUCGCACGGAUUAGGGGGCUGCCGGACGUCGUACACAACCAUCUGCCUCGAAAUGGCCUCGCAAGGAUAUGUAGUGGCGGCUGUAGAACACAGGGAUUAUUCUGCUUGCAUGUCGUUCUAUUACGAGCAUCAAGACACUUCCAAACCCACUAACGAACAAAAUUCCAAAGAUCUCGUAAAACGUUGGAUGUUGUUCAAGAAAGUGAAGCAAGGCAAAGGAGAGUACACUAUUAGGAAUCAACAGGUACAUCAAAGGGCAGAAGAAUGCAGUUCGGUGCUGAAUCUUCUGAACUCACUGGACUCAUCCGAACCUGUCGACAACGUUAUGGAAACCUCUCACCUUCCUCUCGAAUACUUCCAGGGAUUACUCGAUCUCGACAGAGCUUCAAUUGCAGGUCAUUCGUUCGGUGGCGCUACAGUCGUCAUGGCUAUGGCAAAAGAUAAGCGGUUUAAGGUUGGCCUCGGCUUGGACACCUGGAUGCUACCCUUGCGGGAGGAAAGUGUCUUGCUCAAAAAAGUCGAGCAACCGAUGCUAUUCAUCAACAUGGAAAAGUUCCAAACACGAAGCAACUUGAGGCUCAUGAAGCAACUGCAGACGAGUUCGACGAAAAGGCUCGUCGUCACCCUAAAAGGGACAGUCCACCUGAACCAGUGUGAUGUGCCAUUCCUGUGCGACAGGACCAUGAGGAGGCUUUUUGGAGCCCAUUCCAGUCUAGAUCGAUUUACUGCCAUGGGCCUUACAACAGCUCUAUCUCAAGUUUUUCUAGGAAAGCAUUUAGGCACUCAAAUAGAUGGAAAACAUGAAGUUUACAUACAUCAACAUCAGAAUGUAUUAAGAAAGGGUAUCUGGGUUUAA
Messenger RNA from Uloborus diversus, 1191 nucleotides. RefSeq names its product platelet-activating factor acetylhydrolase-like. Gene Ontology annotation, molecular function: 1-alkyl-2-acetylglycerophosphocholine esterase activity. The record is from RefSeq and is a predicted model, not a curated record. NCBI's taxonomy places the organism in Eukaryota, Metazoa, Arthropoda, Arachnida, Araneae, Uloboridae. The coding region runs from base 1 to 1191 and encodes 396 amino acids. The transcript has 9 exons.